This is a messenger RNA of Penicillium manginii, 1380 nucleotides long. It is a transcript of the gene atfA, whose product is annotated as bZIP transcription factor atfA. Gene Ontology annotation, molecular function: RNA polymerase II cis-regulatory region sequence-specific DNA binding; DNA-binding transcription factor activity, RNA polymerase II-specific. NCBI's taxonomy places the organism in Eukaryota, Fungi, Ascomycota, Eurotiomycetes, Eurotiales, Aspergillaceae. The transcript is spliced from 3 exons. Gene Ontology annotation, biological process: regulation of transcription by RNA polymerase II. Bases 1 to 1380 code for a protein of 459 amino acids. The record is from RefSeq and is a predicted model, not a curated record.
AUGAACGCCCCGUCUCAUCCCCGUAAUCACGACUCGCGGGUCGCGUCUUCGGAAUCAAAGGAUCAGAAGCCUGGGGGUGACUCUCAAAACUCACUGGCACCACCUCCACGUCCAUCUGGUGCGACUGCCAGCGAUACUCCCGAUUACUUCAACUCCGUUCACAACCCUUUCUCGCUCGAGCCCAAUCCAUUCGAACAAUCCUUCAGUGGUGGGAACCCAAACGAUACCCCCGGCAAGUCGCUACUGCCGCCCGUCGCAUCACUCACAUCACCUGCCUUGCCUGGCGCCAACUCAUCUGGCAGUUACAACUGGUCCAACUCCCUUCGCUCGGGUCCCCUCAGCCCGGCGAUGCUCCCCGGACCGACCGGCGGUAAUGACUACUUUGAGAACAUCGGUAGAGGUUUCCCUACCCCGAACGAGUCCUCCCUCCGCACGGGACUGACCCCUGGAGGAGGAGGCUCGAUGUUCCCCGCCCCGAGUCCCAAUUCACAAGCUCUGCUCCAACAACUUCAGAACGGCGGAGCGACUCCGUCGACCAUGGAAUUCCACCGCACUGCCUUGGCCGCCAAAAAGAACGCUGGUGGUCCGACAUCGAACGCACAGGAACAAGAUACGAAGUCUAAUAUGGAUUCCAAAGGCGCACCGCCUGUUGGCGACCAGUUCACUCAGCAUGAUGCUGCCGAUGCCGCCAACGGCCUUUUCAUGCUGGCCAAGGGUGGCCAGGCCAACAACAUGACAAUGAACCAAACGGCCCUGCAAAAUGAGACCCGCGCGGCCGCCGCCAGACGCGCAUCGCAAAAUGUCAACGGCACUGGUGUUCGUGAGACGAGUGGCGAUGGAUCAGACCAGGAGCUUGGCAAGUCGGCUGCCAAGGGCAAGGGCAAGAAGAACACUCCCAAGGCGGCCCCCGCCAACAACCGACGCAAGGCAGACGAUGGUCCCAAGGGCACGAACAAGAAGAUCAAGAUGGAUUCGCCCUCUGACAUGGAAUCCGAUGACGAGGAUCUCAAUCUUGGAAUGGACCCAAAGAAGAUGACAGAUGAGGAAAAACGACGUAACUUCCUAGAGCGGAAUCGUGUCGCGGCCCUGAAGUGCCGUCAGCGCAAGAAGCAAUGGUUGGCCAACCUCCAGGCCAAGGUUGAGCUCUUUACCACAGAAAACGAUGCUCUGACCGCUACAGUCACACAGCUUAGAGAGGAAAUUGUCAACUUGAAAACCCUUCUGCUGGCUCACAAGGAUUGCCCCGUCUCUCAAGCCCAAGGCCUUGGCCCACUGAUGAUGCAGGGCAUGUCGGCUGGCUUCGACCCGCAUGGCUAUAUGUCUCAAGGCAUGGGCAUGCCACCUGGUGCCCCGAUCCCCACUCAGGGAAUGCGUCGUUAA